GGGCGGCGGAGCCACCGGGCGCCUGAGAGCCGCGGCCCUGGCGUGCAGUCCGCCGGGCGUGCGGGCGAGCCGGCAGCAUGGGGGAGCGUCCCGCUCGGCCCGAGCCCUAGCGGCGGCCGCGGCGGCCCGGCGCUAAGGCGAGAGGCGGCCGCCUGGCGGAGGGGGCCCGGGGCCAGCCCGGCUUCCAGAGCAUGCCGUGAUGGCUGCGGAGAAGACAUUGCAGGAAUACGGGGUGCUUUGCAUUCAAGAAUACAGGAAAAGCAGCAAAGUGGAGUCAAGUGCACGGAACAGCUUCAUGGGCCUGAAGGAUCACCUGGGGCAUGAUCUUGGCCAUCUUUAUAUGGAGAGCACUGACUCACAGAUGAGUGCAGCUGUGCCUUGGCCUAUGGUAGAGAAACCAACAAUGGAUACAGUCAAUUCGGGGAAGGAAGGAAAAGGGGCGUCAGAAGAGAAUGUGAGCUCCGGUGACUCUGAGGGAAGCACGAGUUCUGAUCAUGAGUCAGAACAACUGAGUAGCCUUUCAGUACAGCCAUGCUUAUUAACCAAGACUCACAGACAGCUAUGUCGCUCUCCCUGCUUAGAGCCUCACAUACUGAAACACAGUGACAUUUUGCAAGACUUUAAACCAGAAGAGUCCCAGACUCCAUCUAAGGAAGUGAAGAAACCCCCUGAUGUGGUUCGAGAAUACCAAACAAAACUGGAGUUUGCACUUAAGUUAGGUUAUUCUGAAGAACAGGUCCAGCUUGUGCUAAACAAACUUGGUACUGAUGCUUUAAUCAAUGAUAUACUGGGAGAACUUGUCAAACUUGGAAAUAAAAGUGAAGCCGACCAAACAGUUAGUACUAUUAACAGCGUAAUGCGAGAAACCUCAUCCCUGGAAUCUCAGAGGUCUGAAUCUCCAAUGCAAGAGGUUGUAGUAGAUGACGGUGAGAAUCUGAGACCAGUAGUUAUUGAUGGCAGCAAUGUGGCAAUGAGCCAUGGAAACAAAGAAGUAUUCUCAUGCCGAGGAAUAAAAUUGGCAGUGGAUUGGUUUUUGGAAAGAGGCCACAAAGAUAUCACGGUCUUUGUUCCUGCUUGGAGAAAAGAACAGUCCCGCCCUGACGCCCUCAUCACAGAUCAGGAAAUUUUACGUAAACUAGAGAAGGAAAAAAUCCUGGUAUUCACACCAUCACGGCGUGUCCAGGGCAGGCGAGUGGUGUGCUAUGACGACAGAUUCAUCGUGAAGCUGGCUUUUGAGUCCGAUGGUAUAAUUGUGUCCAAUGAUAACUACAGAGAUUUGGCAAAUGAGAAACCAGAAUGGAAGAAGUUCAUAGAUGAGCGGUUAUUGAUGUAUUCCUUUGUCAAUGACAAGUUCAUGCCCCCAGAUGACCCUCUUGGCAGACAUGGCCCAAGUCUGGAUAAUUUUCUGAGGAAGAAACCCAUUGUUCCUGAGCACAAAAAGCAGCCUUGUCCCUAUGGAAAGAAGUGUACGUACGGACACAAGUGCAAAUACUACCACCCAGAAAGGGGCAGUCAGCCUCAGCGGUCAGUGGCUGAUGAACUUCGUGCCAUGUCUAGAAACACAGCAGCCAAAACUACAAAUGAAGGGGGACUGGUGAAAAGCAACAGUGUUCCUUGCAGCACCAAGGGAGACAGCACUUCGGAUGUUAAACGCGGUGCUCCAAAGAGGCAGUCAGACCCAAGCAUAAGGACUCACGUCUACCAAGACAUAGAGGAGAAGCUUCCCACCAAAAACAAGUUGGAAACCAGGUCUGUACCUUCCUUAGUUAGUAUCCCGGCCACUUCUACUGCAAAACCCCAAAGCACUACACCUUUAAGCAAUGGCCUUCCAUCUGGAGUUCAUUUCCCACCUCAGGAUCAAAGACCACAGGGACAAUACCCUCCAAUGAUGAUGGCAACCAAAAAUCAUGGGACGCCAAUGCCUUAUGAACAGUAUCCAAAAUGUGACUCCCCUGUUGACGUUGGAUAUUAUUCCAUGUUGAAUGCAUAUUCUAAUCUGAGUAUCUCAGGCCCCCGAAGUCCUGAAAGGCGUUUCUCAUUAGACACUGAUUAUAGGGUAAACUCAGUAGCUUCAGACUGCAGCAGUGAGGGGAGCAUGAGUUGUGGGAGCAGCGACUCCUAUGUGGGGUACAAUGACCGCUCCUAUGUCAGCUCUCCUGACCCACAGCUGGAAGAGAGUCUCAAGUGUCAGCACAUGCACCCCCACAGCCGCCUUAAUUCCCAGCCCUUCCUGCAGACUUUCCACGAUCCCUUAACCAGAGUUCAGAGUUACAGUCACGAAGAACCAAAGUUCCAUCACAAGCGUCCUCUUCCACACUUGGCUAUGCAUCUGCAGCACCCUGCCGUGGGUGCCCGCUCCAGCUGUCCUGGCGAUUACCCCUCUCCACCAAGUUCCGCACAUUCGAAGGCACCACACCUAGGGAGGUCCUUAGUGGCCACAAGGAUAGACAGCAUUUCUGAUUCCCGACUCUAUGAUAGUUCUCCUUCAAGACAAAGAAAGCCUUAUUCUCGCCAGGAAGGCCUAGGAAGCUGGGGUAGGCCAAGCUAUGGGCUGGAAGCAUAUGGCUAUCGGCAGACGUACUCCUUACCCGAUAAUUCCACGCCCCCAUGCUAUGAGUCGAUCACCUUCCAGAGCCUGCCUGAGCAACAGGAACCCACCUGGAGAAUCCCCUACUGUGGAAUACCACACGAUCCUCCAAGGUACCAGGACAACCGAGAGAAGAUUUUUAUCAAUUUGUGUAACAUCUUCCCCCCUGACCUUGUGAGGCUCGUCAUGAAAAGGAAUCCUCAUAUGACGGAUGCCCAGCAGCUCGCCGCAGCCAUCCUAGUGGAGAAAUCGCAGCUGGGUUACUGAAAGCAUGAUGCAUCUUUGUGGUGUUGAGUAGUUUUUUGUUCAGCUCAGUUGCUGAGGGAGGUUUGCUACAAUAGCACAUGUGAUCUCCUUCUCGGCAGGGAGGUUAUAUAGUAUCCAUUUAUGUGAAAUACUGUAUCAUGGAAUUGUACGGAACCCCACUGGGUGGACUUAUCACAGGAUUGCUUUACAUUCAAACUUUUUUUUUUUUUUUUUAACAUUUCCUUUUUAAAGCUAUAUACACUUGGCUGGAAAUUUCUCCAGUUUGAUUUAAUAGAUGUAUCUGUGAUCUUUGAUAUUCCUCUUUGGUGCAUCAGGGGUUUAUAUGCAGCACUUUUUAUCCUUGUUUCCUGUCUUAUUACCUUGGUGUUUGUCUGUCAACUGCAAGCGAUUGCAGUACCUUCCGAAUGUGGAGGUCCUGGGCUAGACCUAGCAAACUAUGUCCUCAAGCCACGCGUAGCUAGAAUCUUUACAGCUUCUUAAGUUAUUUUUAUUUGGGGAAAGUGGGCUUCUUUGUGCUAUAAUCAUUAUUUAUAGGAACAAAGAUAUACUACAGCACUGACUUUAUAUUUUUAAAAAAUGUAAGCUUCCAGUUAUGUUAAAAUGGAAAUAGUACAUAUUAGAGUGAUUCCCGGUAUGGCACUUUUUAUUAUUUUAUUUUUGUUUGGAUGUUUCCUGUUAAGAAAAUUAGUUAUUUUAAAUGGUCAGUUUAAAAGAAAGCAGAUGCAAUCAAUCGAAAAAAAAUGUUUCCAUUUUCUUUUUUAUGAAUAAGGCAAAAGCUGUAACUAUUACAGGUUAGGGCUUUGCUUUCUAGCUAAAAUGUGCUUUUUGACAGUAGAAGUGGGAUUGAAGUCCUUGAUUUCCAUUAACAUGUAUUUUUAAUCUCUGUCUUUUUGUGGGAGGCACAGUACUGGAUGGAUAACCCUUUCUCAGUACUUGCCUGUUUUUAAUGAAUCCAAGUAUUCUCAAUGCAACUUUUCUAUUUCUAAUACACUCUAGCUUCCUGCUGUUUAUUGAGGCUGGCCUGAGGUGGUCUGAUGUGUUGAGGAUAUGCUACAUUUACUGAUACUGCACUAUAGAAAUGGCAAUGGAGGACUUGUAAAUGGUAACUUAAAGUUUUUGUAAGAUAUUGUAUAUUUUCCAUUUUCCUGAAGGUAGUUUUUGGGGGAGCCUGCUAUAUUAUUAAGGCCAGACUCUUGCCACAAAUAGUGUAGUUUUAAAUACAGACUAAAGUCUGUUCUAGUAUUAGUAAGGGAUAUUUCUGGUUGCAACAUCAUGGGUUUUGCUUGCUGUAGCGACCUUUCUGAGCAUCGGAGAUGGAUCUAUGGCAGACAGUGCAGACAGUGCUGUGAUGGACAGAGGCUGCCUCUGAUAUUACUUGUUGCAGCGACAAGUCCAACUCUGCUCCUGUAGUCAGCCUGGAUGCGUGGUCUAGAUGCUCCUGCAGUCUGAGAGAGGCAAAGCCCUGGAAACCAGAAAGUACCUUUUACUGUUGAUACAAAUUGUAUCUUUUUAACAAUAAGAACUAUUUUGAUUUGUAGAUCUAGUUAAAAACACAAAUGUGUAACUAUAAUUAGACUUUUGGGCAACAUUUUAUCCCUUAUUUAAAUAAAAAAAAAAUUUAAAGGAAAUUUGAAGUCUAGAAUAGGAUAGAAAAUAAAAGUAACAAUUAAGGUAAAUAAAGGUGUCUGUCUUAGUUUUAUAUAUUAAAAUAUAUUAAAUAAAUUUAUUGGCAUUUUCUUUUUCCUAAAACUUACCUAGUGUGAACUUAACUUAAAAUAAAGGUAAAAUGCUGCCUGAAAAUAAUGUCCAAGCAUCUUCGACUAGGAUAACAUUUUCACUACUUGUGUGACACUGUGUGUUGCAUGGAGUAGGAUUUGGGUACACAGUAAAUGCUUCUAAACGGCAUUGUGCAUAUUAGCAUAUCCAAUAAUCUGAACCAUGUUCAGCAAACUUAAUUCAGGAAAGUGAUGUUCUACAGUUACUGCUAUUGUGUUUGAGUGAGCUUGGCACACAUCUGUUCCCGGAGCGCUGCAGGUGGUGCCACCCCAGCCCUCCCGAGUGCUGUGUCUGAGAGUGACGCAGCCGACCUGUGAAACUGUCCUUGAUUCUCUCAGUCAUGAUCUGAAGGACAAGUUGAAAUGUGGAGGCUAAGUGAAUGCCAAGAACAGGGUUGCAAAUGUGGGGUUCCUCUCACCCAGGCUACCCGGCCACAUUGUGAGGCCAGGCUAGGAAGUCAGUUAAUGAACAUGUCACUUUUGCUUCAUACUAGCACUGUGAUUGUUUGGAAAUGGGCACACUUGACUAAAAUGAUUUAAGUGAGACCUUAGGUAAAAAGGAUAUGACUUAAAAUUUGGUCUUCUUACAUUUUUAGCUGAAGUUGCCCUCUUUUUCAUCUUUACUAUAAUCUCUGCCAGUGUGUGUCAUGGAGUGGGUAGCUCUGACCCACCCACUCCUACAUUUCUCAGUGCCAUUGGCUGUGUGCUAAGAAAAGGUUUUCUUAUGACAAGAGGGCAGUCUGUCUGUCCCCUUUGAUGAAGCACCAAUGCUGCUUUCAGACCUUAAGAAUAAGGUGAUUGGCAGAUUUUAGCUACAUCAAUUUCUCCAAAAACAAAACAAAACAACAAAACCAAACCUCAGGUAAUAAGUAAAAGGAGUCCAUUAUCAAACUUGUAGCUGAUCAUAAACCUUAAUUUUAGCUAGAACAUUUCUUCCCAGUCUCUAAUUUCUAUUUAAGAGACUAGCUAAAAUAAAUAAAUAACCUGAGAUGGUGUGCUAAUGAAUAGUAAAAGUCAGAAUUGGUCAGCUAAUUAAAAAGGACUCAGACUGGAAUAUUCUGCCCCUGAAUAAUAGACAGUCAACUGUACUUUAUGCAGUAAUAGCAGUUUGUUGUCCCUGUGUCUUAGUCCAGAGGGAAUAGUACCUAACUGGCCAAAAUGGCCCUCAGAAUUUCCUCUUUUCUUGCAUGUAAUAUAGACAUUUCAGUCUUGUUAUCCUAAUGGGAGUUUGUCACUGACUUAAACAGUGAAAGUAAUGGUCGCCAGUAAAAUAUUUGACACUGGUGACAACUUGAAUUUUUGUUUUUAUGAAAAUACAUUUAUGAAAAUAUGUAAUUACCUAAAGAGGGUGUUUUAUAUAUACACGUUUGUUAUGAAGUAUUAAAAAAUAGGGGGUUGUCUUUCAAUGGAUAACAUUUUCCUGACUGAACGGUGUCUUUGAGUUGUGAAUGACCAAGUCUAGGGUCUAUUUGACCAAUGAUAAGAUUCAGAACCUCUUACAUGGAAAGAAACACUUGGUUUUAUUCUUGGUAUUUUUAAAAAUUAUUUUGAUAAUUUUAAUAGAAUGUGUAAUUUUUAAAUACACAAAAGUAGUAUUGAUUAUACAAAUGAUUAUUUAACAUGUCUUUUAUGGCUGUAUCUAUAUGUAUAUAGACAGUAAUAUAUUUAUAAAACAAUAUACUUUAUGUUGUAUCUUUUAGUUUGUAAUGAAUGUAAGUAUGACUGUGUAUGUGAGCGAGCACGCACAUGUGUGUACACGUGCACACACGUGUUGAUGUGUCUGUCUGCCUGUGUUUGAAUGCUGAAACCUCUUUCCCUGACCUGCUGGGAUUUACUCUAAAAUGUAUUUGGGUUUUGCUCCUUUUAAUACCCGUAUUCCUUAUUCGAGAUAAAAUAAGAGGUACAGUUUUCUAGUCUGUCUGUUGCCAGGUGGCUCUUCCACUGUAUUAAUCUCUAAUUCUUAGAGAAGGCCUGACAUCAAGCAGAUUAUGGCUGGAGAUAAUGACUAUGUUCCAAAUAUAUUAAAAGUGAACCCCACUGUGAUGUGAAAGUUUCAGGAUCCACACCAAUGAACAGAAUCAGCCUAGAAGAUCGAGUCAUCCACACACCAGAGUUGGAGGAGGCCUGGUACCUGUGACAAGGAAGACGCGUGUGUUCUAGAUGCUCUCUCUGUAGGAUCUGGUAGUCAAUAAUUCAGGCUUCUCUGAGAAUCAGAUAGUCUCUUUACUGUACACCUUUGCCUUUACAGCGUGACAGCCACAGGUAGCAUAGAGAUGAAAAUGUGACCCUUUAAAUAAAAUUUUAUUUACAGAAACAAGCAACAGGCCAGUUUUUACCUGUGGGCCAUUCCCCAGCCCUGUCCUUGAGGGAAGAAAGCCAGACAUCUUAAGCAGUAAAUUCUUGUGCAUGUUAAUAUAAUCACUAACUGUACCUCAGCAGCCAUCUAGAGGCAGUAUGAUGUCACUGGUGUCCUUCAGAAGAUGACUGUGCAACAGUCACAUCAAAGCAUUUGUUAAGUUCAUCACAUCCAUCAUUUGAGAUGUUACUUGUCUAGCCACCAAGAAAUCUAUAAAAGAAAGGUAUCAGUAUUGGGAAUUUUGCUUAAGUUCUUAUUUUUAAGUAGGACUCCUUUAUCUUUUGUUUCUUAGUGGCCUCGUGGGCCAAAAACCAGCGUUUUAAAAAAAAAAAAACAAAACUCAGCCACAUGUUUUUCAAAAUUGCAUUUGUCAGUUACAUUUUUCUGUUAGUUUUUUGUCUUCUGAUGCUUAACAGACUUACCCUUCUUUACAAGUGAGUUUAAAGAUUAACAUACCGUAACUUGAGUGUCAGAUUUCUCUGUAGUGUUUAAAACUGAUUAGAGCAAUGAGUGUAUUUGUUACAUUGUCACUCUUAAUAAGAAACAUGCAUCUUCUGUCUCUGUCUGAUGUUCACUAUGGAGUGUUUAGCUACCUUAGGGACUGCCAUGGGAGUGAUGUUCCCAUGAGCACCGGUGAGUCUGAAUUGAUUGAAGGUACACACCACUGAACAUGCUCAUUCACACUGCUUCAUUCAUGGUAUCUCAGCAAUAACACUAUCUUUACAGGAUUGUUAAAUAGCUACGAAAACUACCGCCUACUUAAGUAGUUACACCUUCUUUUAAAAUUGGAGUGCAGUCCUGGCUUUAUCAGUGUUGAUGUUUUGUCUGUUACACCCUCUCACCUCCUGCCUGUCACCCAUGUUCUGUCAACACUGUCAUAUUUAUACAUGGCUUUUCCCCUAGGAUCCUCAAUCCUUCAGACCUAAACACAAUUUCAGGUUUUGACCACUUGACAGUAGAAAAUGUCUAUGCAUGUUUUCAAUCCUUACAAACCUAUAAAGUUUCAUUUCUUAAUCCAUGUACUGAACUUUCUGUCCAGGUAUUUCAGGUGAACAACAAGAUGCUUCCCAAAAAAGCUUUUCCCACUUCUAUCUAAAGCAGCUCAUGUCUUUAAGAAAAAGAAGUGUGUGGUUGUUUUGUAAGGUAUAAACACAUACAUUGGUGUAUGUAUGUAUAUAUAUAUAUUUCCUCUGGGGUUUUUUUAAUUAUAAAUUUUCAACCUUCUGUGAAAUACUCACAAACGGUCAAAUACUGCAGACAGGGUAUACCCUCGCUGUCAGGUCUUCUAUUCCUCCCAACUGUAGCUGUAUGCCAGUAGAGAAUUUCCUUACUCAUCCUUCAAACUUUUCUUACAGGAAAAAUAAGGUAAUGAAUAUGUUUAGAUCAACCAUUUUAUAAACAUUCUGCUUAUCACUAUCUGUUCUGUAUGUUUCUGUAUAGAACUUUUAUAAUUCCAAAAACAGUGGAAAUAGCUAUAUGAUUUUGCCAUAGAGGGGGAAAUUCUAAGAUAUCCAUUUUUCUUGUGGUAGGUGGUUGUUACAUGAAAAAAUAGAUCUCAUAUGAUGGCAUAGAUGCUAAGUAAACAAAGCAUUUCCUUUUCUGUUCCCCUGGCUUUCUCAGAUGCUGUGAUUAAUGACAUUGGGCUACUCUGAAAGUUGUACACAUGUUCAGCAUUGAUGUAAAUGUUAGAGCCACAAUUAAUUCCUAUUAAACUGAAAUUAAAUGUCAAAAACUAGUCAUGA
Mus caroli (Ryukyu mouse) is the source of this 8727-nucleotide messenger RNA. RefSeq names its product zinc finger CCCH-type containing 12C (gene Zc3h12c). NCBI's taxonomy places the organism in Eukaryota, Metazoa, Chordata, Mammalia, Rodentia, Muridae. Gene Ontology annotation, cellular component: cytoplasmic ribonucleoprotein granule; nucleus. Gene Ontology annotation, molecular function: metal ion binding; RNA endonuclease activity; mRNA binding. The record is from RefSeq and is a predicted model, not a curated record.